AUGGACUGUAGCUCUACUACACUUAAAGUCAUCUGUAUUUUUAUUUUGGCAACAACAUCAAUAGAUGGCGCGCGCUAUUUCUCUGUCGAAUUAUUGAAGGCAAAUUUUACAGUUACAAAUAAGGCGAUUGUUCAAUCGUUGCACUCUCAUGUCUACAAUCGAAAAGUCUUGUAUAACGAUUUUAUUUUCAAUGAAGAUGUGCCAGUUUUCGAUGUGACCGUUGGUGUUGAUAUGAUGAAAAAGGAUAAUCACCCAUCACCCAUAUGGAACCAAACAUUUAGCGGCUGCGAGUUACUGGAAAACAGUCAAAAAAUCAAUUUAUUGGUUAUUUUAAGGCGAGAAAUCUUCCGUGUAUCCAAUUUACCGAAGGCAUGCCCACUCUUAAAGAAUAAAUGGUAUACGAUAAAAAAUUAUACCAUCAGAGAUGACGACUUUCCAAUUGUAACACCUAUUAUGGAGUGGCGACUGAAGGGCGAUUUCAGCAUUCGCCAAAAGUCCUUUAUACACGUCAUCGCAGUAGGCCGGAUACGCAAGUUGUGA
Molecule: messenger RNA, 540 nt
Organism: Stomoxys calcitrans (stable fly)
Lineage: Eukaryota; Metazoa; Arthropoda; Insecta; Diptera; Muscidae
Exons: 3
Coding region: 1-540 (179 amino acids)
Source: RefSeq, a predicted model, not a curated record